AUGGGCAGCAUGGUAAAUAAAGGGAAAGGCACAGUUCAAAUGCCUCCACAACAAUGUGUACCCUACGGUCAAAUUUUACAACAGCCUCAAUUUGUGCCACCAGGUCAAUCUUUUCUACAACAGCCUCAAUUUGUGCCACCAGGUCAAUCUGUUCUACAACAACCUCCACAAUACCGACCAACUGGGUUGCCAAUCCAACCACAAUCAACUAUGCGACCACCAUAUCCAAAUGCACCUGGCAUGCCACGUUAUCCUAUGCCAUCAUCUGGUGUAAGUGCAUCAUCAUCUUAUGAACAGGAUUUAUUUCUUGCUAAUUUAACGGGCUGGCCAAUUGAUGAUAUCGAACGGUUAAGACGUGAAUUUUUUAGUUACACUAAUCCACUCGGUGUUAUUGAUCGUGAAGGUUUUCGUAAACUUUAUAUUGCAUCGCUAUUAAACAUGACGUGGGAUGCUGUGGAGCGUGAUUCUGAGAUAGCGUUUCGUAAUUUUGAUCUAAAUCAAACGGGUGGAUUAGAUUUCAAUGAAUAUAUUAUGGCUUGUUCACGUAUGACUAGAGACGCGAAUCCGCCACAGCCACCACCGAAUCCAAAUGUUAUUUAUUAA
Rotaria socialis is the source of this 603-nucleotide messenger RNA. The record is from the annotation of a GenBank genome assembly. Lineage: Eukaryota; Metazoa; Rotifera; Eurotatoria; Philodinida; Philodinidae.